Molecule: messenger RNA, 2413 nt
Organism: Argentina anserina (silverweed cinquefoil)
Lineage: Eukaryota; Viridiplantae; Streptophyta; Magnoliopsida; Rosales; Rosaceae
Product: protein NETWORKED 4A-like
Exons: 4
Coding region: 237-2117 (626 amino acids)
Molecular function (GO): actin binding
Source: RefSeq, a predicted model, not a curated record
CCUUCUUCACUCGGUUCAAUUUUCUAUAUCAUUUCUACACUAUUCCAGAUCAACCCAGAGACCCUUUUGUCUUGUUUUGAAUUCUUUCCCAUCCUGAACAAUAACGUAGUUCCUCUCUUUCUUCACCAACUGGGAUCUCCAUGUUUCUCUCAAGUCUUCAGUAGCAAAAGCUCAAAGGCCCUACUGGGUUCGAUAGCAUCAAAAGUUUCAAGUCAGAGAUUUGGCCACAUUAGCAAAUGGCUACUCCCUCGGCUCAGUCGAAUAAGAGUAUGAAACGAUUGGAAUCAAGGAAGUCUCAUUCCUGGUGGUGGGACAGUCACAUCAGUCCCAAAAACUCUAAGUGGCUUUCAGAGAAUCUCGAGGAGAUGGACCGGCACAUCAAGCGGAUGCUGAAGCUGGUCGAAGAAGAUGGGGAUUCAUUUGCAAAAAAGGCUGAAAUGUACUAUCAAAAGAGGCCUGAAUUGAUUUCUCAUGUUGAAGAGUUUUAUCGCUUGUACCGAUCUCUAGCCGAACGUUAUGAUCAUGUGACCGGAGAGUUGAGGAGGAAUGUAACCUCAGAUUUGCAAUCCAUGAGCUCAUGCAUUUCUGACGUUGGUUCAGAACCACCAUCUGCAUGGUCCUCUCCUGAUUUACAAUCCCUAAGGCUGUCUCUGAGUCGUCGUAAAUCUGGCCCUCGUGCUGCUGGCUUUGAAUUCUUCCUUGGCCCCAGUGGAAACAACUCGGAUAAUUUCCAGAGAGAAGGGGAAGAAUCAACUUCAAUAACAGAUUCUGAGAUAGAAUCUGAUGGCGAUGAUUCUUCGGUCAAUAAUUACUCGGGGGUGUUGUCAAACGGAGUUGAUCCGCAGCAGAGGAAGAUAAUUGAUUUGGAAAUCGAGCUUCGUGAACUGAAGGACAAGCUCCAGCAAGAAGGGAAUGCAGAUACUCCAUUGAAGAGGUCAAAAACUGAAAAUUUUGAGGAAUUUUCUGCAAAGAUUGCAGAAUAUGAGCGAGAGCUGACGAUUGCAAAUGAAAAAUUGCAGGGUUCAAGAGAACAGAUUUCCAGGUUGAACAUUGAGCUCAAUCGGUAUAAGUCAUUAGAUAAUGGCAAUGCCCUUGAGGCCGGUCUUGAAUCAUCAGAACAUAAACAGGUCAAGAUGCAUGAGAGUGAGCCGGACUUGGAGGUAAAUGGAGUAUCAGAGAUACCUAGGUCAGGAGAAGUUGAAGACCCCGGUAACAAUAUUGAAGCAAUGGUGGAAGAGCUGAGAAUCACAACAGAUAGGCUUCAGCAUUCACAGAAAGAGAUUGCAAGUUUGAGACAAGAACUUGAAAGUAAUAAAGCCUCUGACAGAAUUCAUCAGUUGGAGGGUCGGCUGGAAUCUGCUAACAAGGACAUUGCUACGUGGAGAACAAAGUUUAACUCAGAGAAAAGAGAGGUCACGAAGCUGCAAGAACGAAUCGCAAGGUUGAAAACUAGUUUGUCAGACCGGGAUCAUGAAGUCAUGGAUUUGAAAAUAGCGGUUUCUGAUGCUGAGGAGAAGAUAUUCCCAGAGAAGUCACAGGUAAAGGCCGAAAUAUCUAGACUGUCUUCAGAACGGACGCAACUGGAGGAGCAGAUUAGAAACUGGGAGUCUCGAGGACGUUCUUUGGAGGAUGAUAUCAGAAUGAUCAAGGCUGGGAAAGCAGAAAUGGAGGAGAGACUUACAAGUGAAAUCGAGCAGUUAAAGGCAGAAAUCCUUGAGAUAAGUAAUCACAUUGAAAACUUAAAUACGGCCCUUGAUGCUAUGAAAGCAGAAAAAGAUGAGCUUAGUACAAAAGUUGUAACACUUCAAGCAGAACUUACUUAUAGAGAUGAUAAGAUAAAUGAGAUGGACGCCCAACUGCAGCAGUUGCACAAGGAGCAAGUGGAACUGGUUUCAGGGGCUGAAGAGGCAAGGAAAACGGUGGAAGAGAUGAUAGCAAGAACAAAGGAACUGGAGGAGGAGAUUCAGAGGCAAAGAGUGAUAAUUUUAGACGGAGCAGAAGAAAAGAGAGAAGCUAUAAGGCAGUUGUGCUUCUCACUUGAACAUUAUAGGAACAGUUAUAACAGGCUUCGAAAGGCUUGCAUGGAACACAAGAGAUUACCGAUUUUGGCGUCCUGAGGUGAGCAUAGGUGAGUUUGGUUUGGAUUGUAUGUAAGUUUUUGGGUGGUUUGGGGUUUCUCUUCCUUUUGUGUACUUCUCUGGCCAUGCACUCAUGGUCUGUAUUGAUGUGAGGUUUGUGUAGUAGAGAUUUAGUGUCAUAUAAUGCAGGAGGGUUGUAUCAAGGGGCUGUCCUUAGCCACCAGGUCGUCCUCAAGGGUGGUUGAGGGCGUAAAUUUGUGUAUUAAUUUUGUUGAGUUCUGUGUUUCAGUUUUGGCUUAGAGUGACACAAUUGGAUUUGUUCUGCAAUUCUUUCA